AUGAGCUCCAUGCAGGACACGGAGUUCGACGGGUAUCUCGUUAUGACCGGGAUAGGAAGAGUGCGAGAGAGCGUAUCCAUACGGUGUGUGGAGGUGCCACUAAGCGUUGGUGACGCUUACAUUGCUACCGGCCCGCGCGCCUCCGACGACGAGGUCGGGGUCGCGCCGCGGGCCUUCGUCCCCCUAAGUGGAGACCCCAGGUCGGGGGGCUCGCUGGGCGAGCUCCCCGCGCUCCCGGAGCGCCCGCUCUGGCCGAGCCUCGUCCCCGCGGGUCGGCCGGGCUCUUCCGGUCGGUCGCGCCGCGGGUCCGGUCCUGUUCGUUCGUUCGUUCGUUCGCUCUUCCGCGUCCGUUCGUUCGUUCGUCGGUCCGGCCCCCGGCCCGGAGGGAGGAGCGGUCGUCGCCCUCCCCGGCCCCGCGCGCGGCUGCCUGCGGGUCGCGUCACCGGCGGCGGUGUCGCGCCGUGCUGCCGCGCGCGCGCGGUUCCGGGGCGCGCGGUUCCCGGCCCCUCCGGUCGUCGGUCCGUCCGCGUAAGCAGCGAGCGAGCGAGCCCGGCGCUCGAUCCCGCGGGUCCGUCUCCGGCCCUUGGGGCCGCGGCCCUCCGGCCGCGCGUCCUUCCUCGCGUCCGGGCGUCUCGUCCUCCGCGUGAGCCGGCUGUGCCCGCAGUCAAUGUGGGCGAUUACAUCCAGGCGGUGCUGGACAGGAACCUGGCUGAGAACAUCUCCAGGGUGCUCUACCCCAAUGACAAUUUCUUUGAGGGCAAGGAGCUGCGUCUGAAGCAGGAGUACUUUGUGGUGGCUGCGACGCUGCACGACGUCGUACGAAGGUUCAAAUCCGCCAAGUUCGGCAGCAGGGACCCAGUAAGGACACAGUUCGAGGCCUUCCCUGAUAAGGUGGCCAUCCAGCUGAACGACACGCACCCGUCCCUGGCCAUCCCGGAGCUGAUGCGCAUCCUGGUGGAUGAGGAGAAGCUGGGCUGGGAUAAGGCGUGGGACAUCACAGUCCGCACAUGCGCAUACACCAACCACACGGUGCUGCCGGAGGCGCUGGAGCGGUGGCCGGUCGGGCUCCUGGAGGCGCUGCUGCCCCGGCACCUCGAGAUCAUCUACGAGAUCAACAGGAGGUUCCUUGAUCGCGUGUACGCGUCGUUCCCUGGUGACCACGACCGGCUGCGGCGCAUGUCGCUGGUGGAGGAGGGAGCCGUGAAACGCAUCAACAUGGCGCAUCUCUGCAUCGCGGGCUCACACGCCGUCAACGGCGUCGCACAGAUCCACUCCGACAUCCUCAAACAGAGCGUCUUUAAGGAUUUCUAUGAGCUGGACCCCCACAAGUUCCAGAACAAAACCAAUGGAAUCACCCCGCGACGCUGGCUGCUGCUCUGCAACCCGGGGCUGGCCGAGGUCAUCGCCGAGCGCAUCGGGGACGAGUUCGUGGCCGACCUGGACCAGCUGCAGCGGCUGAAGGCGCUGGUGGACGAUGACGCCUUCAUACGGGACGUGGUCCCUAUAUGUCUCUAUAUGUCUCUAAGGGUCUGA
Molecule: messenger RNA, 1533 nt
Organism: Coturnix japonica (Japanese quail)
Lineage: Eukaryota; Metazoa; Chordata; Aves; Galliformes; Phasianidae
Source: RefSeq, a predicted model, not a curated record